AUGCCAGCCCAGCCUGCCGCCCCCGCGGCGGCACCGACACCACCCAAACCCCAGAACCCAGCCCUCCGCAUGAUGGGCCUGCCCAACCUUCCUCGGAAGCUGCCCUCACGCAACUGGAUGAUCUUCUGGGGCAUCACAGGCGCAUUUGCCUCCUUCAUCAUCUACGACAAGCGCGAGAAGAAGAGGGCCACCGCCAAAUGGCGUCGCCUUGUGGCACCCAUGGCGAAUGAGCCCAUUGGCGCCGCGAACCAGCUUCCCCGGAAACUCACCAUCUACCUCGAGGCCCCGCCAGGCGACUCGCUGCGCACGGCGCAGGACCACUUCAUUGAGUAUGCUAAGCCCGUGCUGGCGGCCAGUGGUCUCGAUUGGGAGUUUGUUCAGGGCAGGCAGCAGGGAGACGUGAGGGCCGCCGUGGCAGAGAAGAUCCGUCGUCUGAGGCGGAAGACGGAGCAGCCCACCGAGGACAUGCCGCCUACAGAGGAAGACAACCUAGAAGUACUGAGGAAGAGGAUGAACCUGCCCGAAUACCAGGGCGUCAAGGGUGACAUUGUCAUGGGACGGCAUACUUGGAAGGAAUACGUCCGCGGGCUACACGAGGGCUGGCUAGGCUCGCUACAAGCGCCGCCGCAGCCUGUCAUCGAGCCUAAGCCCCAGACAGGCGAGGACGGCGAGAAGAAGGAGGCGGCGGAAGAGGAGGAGGAGAAGAAGCCUGAUCGCCCCCCUCAGCCUCUCCCUCACAACAAGCCCGAAGACUACGCUCUUGCGUCGCUACCACCUACCAUCCCCGAGGAGUUUGCGCCCUCGGCACCUCUGCCGCAUCCUCAUCGCCUUGGUUUCCGACACACAUUUGUUCGUCUAGGACGUUUUCUGAACCGCCGCAAGCUUGCCGACGACAUUGGUCGUGACGUCGCUGCCGUAUGCUUCGCCACGUCGCGGGACUGGAAGCCCCAAGAGGGCGACGAGAUGGAACAGCAGCUUGUUCUCAAGAGUGGUGAGAGGGACUGGCCCAAGUUCGUCUGGCAGGACGAGCCCAGCAAGGACGAGGAGGAGAACAGCACGCCCAAGCCCCCCAAGGAGAAGAUCUGGGCGUCGCCUCUGACCGUGGACCCUCGCAUCACCAGCCGCAUGCGCCGGUUCGAGAUCACGCCUGAGCUGGAGGCUAGGGCUGCACAGAUCAAGGUGCCCGAGGAGGAGAUUGAAGGCUGGAUCAAGGGCACCUUGAGGGGCGUGUGGCGAUGGGGCGCCAGCUCCUUCGAGUCCAAGCCGAAAGGACCCAACGUUGGAAACCUGGACGACUAA
Emericellopsis cladophorae is the source of this 1299-nucleotide messenger RNA. RefSeq lists its product as uncharacterized. The coding region runs from base 1 to 1299 and encodes 432 amino acids. NCBI's taxonomy places the organism in Eukaryota, Fungi, Ascomycota, Sordariomycetes, Hypocreales, Bionectriaceae. The transcript has a single exon. The record is from RefSeq and is a predicted model, not a curated record.